Molecule: messenger RNA, 1089 nt
Organism: Gossypium arboreum
Lineage: Eukaryota; Viridiplantae; Streptophyta; Magnoliopsida; Malvales; Malvaceae
Exons: 2
Coding region: 1-1089 (362 amino acids)
Source: RefSeq, a predicted model, not a curated record
AUGGAUAAGAGACUCGAGAAAUUAGAGCGAAUGCAAAAUGACAUGCAAGAACAAAUGCAGUCCCAGAUGGAAGAGCAGCUAGCCAAAAUUCAACGAGAGAUGAAGGAGCAAAUGAUGGAGUCUCAGAGAGAGAUGAUGUCCCAGUUAUCCAAAUUACUGCUAGGAGGAAUGGAUAAGGGAAAGGGCCCCAUGGACCAAGUUGAGAAAACCAAUGAAGAUCUCCAAUACCCCCUAGCUUUACUCCGAUGCUCUAACUUUGUCAACAACCCGAACUAUCCGUCCGUUCCUGACUUGGAUGAAGCGGCUGAAGAGGAAAAGGUGAGGAUGGAUUCGCAAAAACAAUUGGAAGAACGUUGUAGAUGGCUCGAGGAAAAAUUCAAAGCCAUGGAGAGCGCAGAUCAUCAUCAAGGGAUUGAUGCCAAAGAUCUGAGUCUGGUCCCAGAUUUAGUCCUUCCCUCAAAAUUCAAAAUGCCUGAAUUCGAGAAAUACAAUAGAACAAGUUGCCCUGAAGCCCACAUCACCAUGUUCUGCAGGCGAAUGACCGGAUAUGUUAACAAUGACCAGCUACUAAUCCACUGUUUUCAAGAUAGUCUGGUUGGAGCGGUGUCUAAAUGCUAUAAUCAACUGAGUCGAGCCAAGAUUAACUCAUGGAGGGACCUGGCUCAGGCCUUUAUGAAGCAAUACAAUCAUGUGACGGACAUGACCCCCGACAGAAUCACUCUCCAGAAUAUGGAAAAAAAGUCAAAUGAAAGCUUCAGACAGUAUGCACAAAGGUGGAGAGAGGUGGCCAUACAAGUUCAGUCGCCACUUCUAGAAAAGGAGACGACAAUGCUCUUUAUCAACACCUUGAAAGCCCCUUUUAUCACCUAUAUGUUAGGAAGCACCACAAAAAGCUUCUCCGACAUAGUGAUGACGGGGGAAAUGAUCGAGAAUGCUGUGAGGAGCGGCAAAAUAGAGUCGGGAGAAAGUGCCAGAAAGUCGGCCCCAAGGAAAAAGGACAAUGGAGUGAACAACACGAGCACAUUCAACAAGGGGCAGUCCAAGUCAAUUACCGUGAAUCAACCCAAAACGGUGACUACCAAUCAAUAA